Molecule: messenger RNA, 1442 nt
Organism: Cadophora gregata
Lineage: Eukaryota; Fungi; Ascomycota; Leotiomycetes; Helotiales; Ploettnerulaceae
Exons: 2
Coding region: 760-1230 (156 amino acids)
Source: RefSeq, a predicted model, not a curated record
UUCGAAAUGCUGCAGUGUGAGUUGUGCGGUUCCACUUUUACAACUAAAUUUCACCGUCUUUCGAAUUCCACCUUUUCACAUUUUCAGUUGAAAUCCCAUCCCGAGAGGACAAUUCAUGUAUCAAGCCCUUUAAGAUUUUCGACCGCUACCUCCCUAAUAGCAAUCCCCUCACCCAGUCACUUUCAACCUCCCACUUUCUCCACACUCAGCAGCAAUUUUCUUGGCGCCGAAAUACUCAAUUCUCGGUACACAUCACAGGAGUAACUAUCAUAUCUCGAUCUUGAAACGACGAUACUCAAUUGGAACGCCCUGCAUAUGGUUUAGGUCGGAUAUGUGUUUUGUUACAUGGUGGCAAACGUUCCUGGUAUGGCUUAAUGGUUGACUUUCGGAUCUUUGGUGAUCUCUAUUUUUUAAAAUUGCAAGACUUUCGCUCGUAAUGCUUUUCUAAUGCAGUAUUAUGUCUAGUUCCAGUCACUACGUUCAUUGAUGUAGACAAGUAGGUAAGGAUAGGGACGUUGCCGGCCAAAUGCUCGGUAAACAAGUACUCGGCCCGAUGCCGAUGUCCCGACCGGCUAUCAACCCCCCACUCUUGACUGUCCCAUUUGGGAAGCUCCAGUUCCGUGACUUGCAGUUCCGGACAACCUUUCGGCCAUUCACUUCACGUUCCCGGUACUUCAGAUCAAAAGUAAACAUCAGCUCGCCUACCCACCCACCAAAACAUCUACCAAAACCCUCGCCCCGCUCCACCACCCACCAAACAUGUCCGACCCCCUCCCCACAAUCCUCAUCACCGCAGGCCCCUACCAAUUCCUCUCCACCCUCUCCCCCUCCGCCCCCCAAACCGUCUCCCUCUUCCUCACCCUCCUCCCCUACCAGCAAAAGCUAAUCCACGUACGCUGGUCCGGCGAGGGCCUCUGGAUCCCCCUCGGCGAAACGAACUUCGACCUCCCCUUCGAGAACCACACCGCCCACCCGGCACCCGGCCAGAUCCUGCUGUACCCAGGCGGGAUCUCCGAAACGGAAUUCCUGGUGUGUUAUGGAGGCGUGGCGUUUGCGAGUAAGAUGGGCAUGUUGGCUGCGAACCACUUUUUGACGGUUACGGAGGGGACGGAGGAUUUGAGGAGGUUGGGGGAGUUGGUGCUUUGGGAGGGGGCGAAGGAUGUGCGGUUUGAGGUUGCGGAUGAGGAGAUGAUUCGGAAAUUUAGACAGGAGAGGAAGGCGAAAUUGUGAGAUGGGAAGAGUACGGGACCAGGCGUUUGAGAGCAGCAAGAUUAAAAGUUUAUGGGUUAACACUUUGUUGUAGAUGGAUAGAUUAUGGCAAGAAGGGAUUCUCAAAAGGCUGUUGCCAUUGAACUAGACACGAAUUCUUGCUCUGUGAGAUAUACACUUCAUAUCUCGCAAGCCCCAAAAUCAGUACCGGAAUCCUAUGUGAACUAUCUCAA